Molecule: messenger RNA, 306 nt
Organism: Peronospora matthiolae
Lineage: Eukaryota; Oomycota; Peronosporomycetes; Peronosporales; Peronosporaceae
Source: the annotation of a GenBank genome assembly
AUGCGUGCGGCCGUGGAACGUGCCUCUCACGACCCAGAAGCAGGCGAUACGUCGCCUGUUAUCGUGAAUCCUCCACGUGGUGAGUCACCACGUGCGACAGGUACAUCCGCUGCGCCUGCAGCGGGUACUGCGAGUCGUAAUCAAGCCGAGUCUGAGACAGAGCUCAUUCUGGCGAGUCGGAUGAUGUAUCUGACUCGAAGGCGACUCCUCACGCCUCGGGUCACCCGGGGCGGACGCUGCAAAAGACAGGCUGACUGGCUCUGGUCAGCGCGGCAUUAUCACGACCGAGAUCUUCUGAUCGAGUGA